Vicia villosa (hairy vetch) is the source of this 1473-nucleotide messenger RNA. RefSeq lists its product as uncharacterized. The record is from RefSeq and is a predicted model, not a curated record. The transcript is spliced from 3 exons. Bases 36 to 1304 code for a protein of 422 amino acids. Lineage: Eukaryota; Viridiplantae; Streptophyta; Magnoliopsida; Fabales; Fabaceae.
GUUUAUUAUUAUUAUUAUUAUUACUUCAGUUCUCUAUGGCUACUCUUCUACGUAAGUUGAAUUUGUGUACUUCAACCAAGGUAAGAAUCGUGGUAGAUGAACUGAGAAACAAGGUUUUAUUUCUCCAAGCAGGGAAAGACUUUGUUGAUGUAUUACUAAGCUUCUUAACCCUACCAUUAGGCACCAUUGCAAGGCUUGUGAGCCAAGAAUCCAACAUGGAAAAUAUUGAUGUUGGAAGCAUAAGCUUUUUAUAUGAAAGUGUGACCAAACUUGAUAAAGGGAAAUUCUUAUCAGCUUUGGAAAGAGAACUAUUGGUCCGUCCGAUUAACUCGAUGGAACAGUAUUGCCGGCUUCUAAAACUCAACGUUGACGACACCGAGAAGUUGAGAUCUUUUAGAUGCCGUGACAAAAAGUGUGAGCUUGUAUCCGGGUGUUGGAAUUGUAGGUGUUUUAUGGAUAAGAAAGAUGAGUUAUGCAGCGUUUCAUACCAUAAAAAAGGUUUUGUUCCAAAAACCGCAACCUUUAUUGUUUCUGAUGAUUUGAGUGUGAAGCCUGAUAAUUCUCAAAGUCCAAUUUCUAUAGCUAAGUAUCUUGGAUGUGAAGAUGUAGAUACUAUCAAGAUAUUAACGGUCAAUGUCACUCGUAGAGAGAUAAUCGAUCUGGUGAAGUGCUCCUUAGUGUCUACAACACCUUUAACAGAUGUAUUCGUGACAAAGAAGCUUCUUUGUGAGAAUCCAAGACCCGUCAAUGUACUUGAUUUAGAUGAUUGUAGAAACGGAGCACUGCUUGUAAGGAACACAAUAGAAAUAAAGGCCAUGGUAAGAAAGUCCAAUAGCAAAAUUCUGUAUGCUUUAGGUGAAGAGGAUUUCGCAGACUUGUUACUGAUGUUUCUGAGAUUCCCUUUGGGAGGAGUUGAGAAUAUGUUAAAUGGAAACUCUGGUUAUGACAACAUAGAUAAUUUAUUCAAGAGCAUGCUUGACUUGGAUCCCAAAAGGUAUAUGAAAUCCAGAAAAGAUAUGGUGUCUAAGCAACUCAAAUCUAACUUUAAUGGACAAAAAAUCAUGAAGAGUCCCUCAAUGUAUAUGGUAACAGAUGACUUGGUCGUCACGCCAGGUUCCUCAGCCUCCGCUAUUUCGUUUCUGACUGAAUCGAAAAUUCCUCUCUCUGAUUUGGAAGAAAAACUGAUAACAAUUGGCAAUAAAGAGGCUCAUAGUCUUCUGAAAGCUUCUUUGAUCUCACCAACAGCUCUCACUCAUGGUCUUGGUCCAUUUCUCGCAACAAGUAAAGCGAAACCUUUGAGAUAAUGAUGGCUCUUUGUUUUGCUAUUUAUGAGUUUCUGAAUUACUCUUCAAUUUCAUCUCCUUUAGUCCUGUAGAUUUGUUUUUGCAUUUUUUUCAUCUGUCUGCUUUUGUUGUAGAUCUCUGCAUUUUUUUAGAUUUGCUUCUGAAUUUUUAUUCCAUUUUUUGUAGAUCU